Messenger RNA from Aphanomyces astaci, 4230 nucleotides. RefSeq lists its product as hypothetical. NCBI's taxonomy places the organism in Eukaryota, Oomycota, Saprolegniomycetes, Saprolegniales, Verrucalvaceae. The record is from RefSeq and is a predicted model, not a curated record. The transcript is spliced from 17 exons. Bases 12 to 4196 code for a protein of 1394 amino acids.
CAUCGGAAGGCAUGUCCAUAGUCGCGACCACGCACGGGUACAAGAAGAACCAAGGGAUCCUGCGGCCAUGGAGGUCGCGCCAGUUCACAUUACUGAGCGAUGGAUGGUUCAUGUGGGACAAGGAGCAAGCCGGCACGCGCGGCAAAUGCUGGGACUUGGUGGAGACUGUCAUUGGUUCAGUGGUGACCAAGGUGAACCAGUACUUCACGUUCACCGUGUCCUUUGAGGACGACACAAGCGUGUUGGGCUUCACGUCCGAAGGCGAAGCCCACGAAUGGAACGACAUGAUGCAGGAGAUCGCAGAUGAAAACGCGGCAGGACGCCGUGAGUGGACGGCAGGGUUCAAGGACGCGUUGAAGGCGCACGACAUCCACACCCGGCGGGAGCUCGUGCUCAAGAUCAAACCCCGCGACUGGAACAAGGAGUGGCAAUUCUGUCUGCGCUCGCCACUGGGCGACGGCUUUAACAUGCAAGUGCGCCGUAUGAAGCGCAUGUACGGGCUAUGGCUCCAGUUCAACCAAUAUGCGCUGAUGCUUGUGGACGCGGUCGUGCACUCCCCCGACCCGACCGCGUUUGCAUGCAUUCCAUGCGACGAGGCAGGCUCGGAAUGGUGGCACGACCGGUCACACCCCCAGAUGACCCUGUACAAAGUCGGCCCGUUGAUCGUCAAGGUCGCCGGACACCAUUGGAGCUGCGCCAAGCAACUCAAGCAAGACAUGCGGUUCCUGGGAACGUUCAAGGAACUGUACGACGUGUUCCGAACGAUCGCCAUGGCCACGAUCCAGGGCGGCGACAAGUACAGAGAGGUCCAACAGCUCAAGUUUCCUCUGGUUGCGACGCUCGAAGUGCGGGAGAUGCGGGUAGCGGUGUACGCCCAACCGAUUGGAGACCCGCAUCCAGUGCACCUCCACAACAACCAAGUGCAUGCAUUGCUGGCGAAUUUGAGGUUCACUCGGCCUGCCCAAGUGCUGGACGCGCUCGCGUUCAACGAGCUGCCGCUGUUUUCGUCGAUAUACCGCAACAUCGUGUCGGACGACAUUUAUUGUAUGCAAAUUCAGUCGCCAUAUGCCAACGUGUUGCGCACGUCGUUGCGACCGACGGCGGCGAUGGCCGGCUGUUUUGUGCGGGGGGAUGCCGCGCGUCCGGUCGAAAUGCUCACGGACGCCGACUUGGCCGCGAUGAAAGCCGAGCUGGAGAAGAGCAAGACGGGGCUGGUGCACUACUUGAACAUGAAGGGCAUCAAGAGCAAGUUUGCGCUGCUGCCGUACUUGGACCUGCUGUACUUUUCCACGGAUAUCGUGUCCACGGCCGUCAACUCGAGGGCGUCCAGCGUCGUGGGAACCAAAGUGUAUGGGGACGUUGUAUUUACGUUCAACCCGGACAAUCCCCGCCUGCCGCUGCACCUAAAGCAAGCGUUUGUGCUGAAUCCAUCGCACGAGAUCAAGUCGUACGUGUCCAUGCUUCGUGAACCCGACAAGAUAAUUGCGUCUAGCUCGAUUGAGCGAUACGAAGCACACAUUGUACACACGAUGGCGACGACAAUCGCCGAGUUUGCCGCCCGCCUCGUCACGUUAGGCGACGCCGUCCCUGAAGACGCGACCAUGACCAUGCAGAAUUCAGAGCCUGCUGUGGACACCCGCGAUGUCAUUUACGUUUCGGAUGGGAACCACCUGCGAAGUCACAUGCAGAACCAUGGCAUCAACCUGUGCUUCCUUCCCGCUGUGUUGGGCAGUUUAGCUUUGGUCCAACAUGGUACCCAAACCCUCGUCAUGUCGGAGAUCGUCGCGCGCGUUGCCAAGCACAUGCUACGACAUCACUUGGUGCAACAUCGAGACAAAGCACGGACGCCCACCGCCGUGGACUUGUUCAACUCGGUUCUGGACGGGCUGACGUUGGCAUCGCCGCACUCGAGUCAAUUCUGGGGCGUCGACUUGCCCCUGUGGUGCACAUUAGGGCCAUAUUCUGCUUCGCUAUCGCUGGUCCCCCACAGCGUAGUGGACGCGGCCGUGUACCAUGGGCGGCUAAAGCACAAUCCGGCGCCGCUGUACAUGGCGUUACUGCGGACGCUGCGGCUGUCUGUGACUAGUCGCGUGCUCAAGAAACUUCUGGCCAACGGCAACACGCUGCAGUUGCCGCCGCUCGAAGUAAAGGACAUCGUGUCGUUCCACAAGUCCAAGCUCAUGUCGGCGUGGUCCCACUUGCAGCACACGGACCUGACGUCAUUCACCCAGCAAUUGCUGCAGCUGGAAAAGGUGUACGCGACCACGCUCAUGCCGACGCGCCCCAGCACCAUGCGCCCCCAUCAAAACCGCACUCCGACCGCUAGCAAAGGCGACGGGUACUUGGAACUGUUUCGGACAGUCGACGAGCGGGUGGCGGGGGUGCUGGAGGGCACAAGCGACAACGUCGAGGAGUAUGGCCUCGAGCGUAGCGUCGUGGCCAACUUGCAAAGGGCGCUGGCGUCCGCUCGGUUGUCGGACACGGCAUCUGUCUUGGCGAUUCUGAUCGAUGUCCAGCGCACGAUGGACCUGCUACCGUCGCAUGCGCUGGUUCCCGUGGGCGUAUUUCUCGUCAUGCUGUUCCUCGAGAUGUUCCUCUUGGAAAAUGAAGUGCCUGCGAAUGUCCCAUCCCUUAUUGCUGUGUACAUUCACGCGUGGCGAUGGCUGCGGCUAUUGUACCGCGCGGGCAACAAUUCGCAGCUCCUGAUCGAAUCGUCGUCGCACAUGUUGUCGUUGGUGGUGCUCGUCAAGCUGCGCAAACUGCUCAAAAAGAACAUCACAGGCCCAAACGUAUCGGUCGUAAAGUUUUACGCCAUGCUCACGCUCUUGGUGAAAAGCAUGCCGCCGUGGCAAGACUUGGCCAAGUUCCUCGACCCCAAGCACUGGUUCAAAAAGGUCGACGAGCACUUUCUACUCCUCCGCACGCUGUAUUUGCCCAAGUCGGACCUGCAUGAGCUGCAGGUCGUUCCCCCCUUUGAUCUCGAACGCACUUCGUUCUGGGCGACCAACGGACUCGCGUUUGUCGAAGGCAAUGUCAUGGGCAUGAGUUUGGACGUGGAGCAGCGCAACAUGUUGCAAAACCAGCAGCGGGACCCGGCCCUGCACGCGUUUACAUCUUUGUCUUGUUCGAUGCGAUCGACCGACCUGAACCUGCUCCAGUUUCCAUUGCCCAUGAAGAACACAGUGCACUUUGUCAGCUGCGGCUACCGUCACGCCGCAGUCGUCACUACCCGCGCCGAGCUCUUUACGUUGGGGUACGGCGAGUGCGGUCGGCUGGGCCACGGCGACGAAAACGCGGCGCUGCACCCGACGCGCGUCGACUUGUUUGAAGGCAUCCCCGUGUCGCAUGUGUCAUGCGGACGCGAACAUACGAUGGUCGUAACGGCGGACAACCGCGUGUACGGAUUUGGAUGGGGCGAGGCGGGACGGCUGGGUACCGGCGAGAGCGGCAAGUGCCUCGUGCCGACCCAACUGACGGACGUCCCUCCUGUCGUCAAGGUCGCCUGCGGACGGGAGCACACGCUGCUCUUGUGUGCGUCCGGCCAGGUGUUGGCGUGUGGGGCCGGCUACGGCGGGCGGUGUGGCGUCGGCUCCGAAGUCGACGUGGAGGUGGCGACCCCCGUGCACGUAUCAGACGUGGUGUUUGUGGCGGUGGAUGCAGGUGAAUGCCACUCGGCCGCGAUCGAUCGAGACGGAAACGUGUUCACGUGGGGCUUUGGGGGGUCGGGGGCCAUGGGUCGCGGCUCCCUGGAGAACGAUCUCGUGCCCAAAAUGGUGCCGCAUCUCAAAGCCAAAUCCGUCGGGUGCGGGGCCUACCACACUGUGGUGGUGCUACUGGAUGGUACAGUGUACGGGUGGGGGGAUGCCUUGGCCGGUCAACUCGGCGACAUCGCGGUGACUCUUGGUGAAAUGCGGACCACGCCCCACAAAAUAUCCAUCGGCCAAAGUGUCGCGGCAACCCAAGUCAGCUGCGGGUCGUUCACGACGGCCGUGCUAUCCACGGCAGGGGAGGUGUAUCGGUGGGGCUCCCCCGAGGCCGGCAACGGCGGCCCGCUCAACAAGAUGGACGCGUGUCCUUUGAAAGUGGACAUGCCGGAAGGCGUGCGCAUGGGGGUUGUGUCUUGUGGGGCGUAUCAAAUGAUGGUGGCCACCGCGGUUGCAACGUUUACGUUUAACAAGGACGAGUUUUGUAUGUAGAGUGUAUAUAUAAUAUAUAUGUAAUUCCUAGCAA